This is a messenger RNA of Lathyrus oleraceus (garden pea), 699 nucleotides long. RefSeq lists its product as uncharacterized. The transcript has a single exon. Bases 1 to 699 code for a protein of 232 amino acids. Lineage: Eukaryota; Viridiplantae; Streptophyta; Magnoliopsida; Fabales; Fabaceae. The record is from RefSeq and is a predicted model, not a curated record.
AUGGACCAAAUGUCAGUAUAUGCCAAGUUUAUGAAAGAACUACUCUAUCAAAAACAACAUUUGAGAGAUGAUGAAAAUGUUGUUUUGGCUGAAGAGUGUAGUGAUAUAAGCCAAAGGAAAGUUCCACCUAAACUUACUGACCCUGGUAGGUUUACUAUCUCAUGUUCUAUUAGACCUGUAAAAGUUGACCAAGCUCUUCGUGAUUUGGAAGCAAGCAUUAAUUUGAUGCAACUGUCCAUGAUGAAGAGGUUGCAGUGUGGAGAUCCGAAGUCCACUCAUAUGACUCUUACACUGGAUGAUCAUUCAGUAACAUAUCCAUGUGGAAUUUUGGAGGAUGUAUUGGUUAAGGUUGAUGACCUUAUUUUUUCGGCAGAUUUUGUCAUUUUGGACAUGCCUGAAGACGUUAAAACUCCUUUAAUUCUAGGAAGACCAUUCCUAGAAAUAGGAAGAUCUUUGAUUGAUGUAGAGUUAUGGGGUAUAGAAUUGAGGUUUAGUAAAGAGCGAGUGGUUUUCAAUGUAUUUGAAGCCACAAAGCAUCCCCAAUGCUACAAGGUGAGGAAACUGUUGCAAUCACUCAAGAAGUGGACACCGAAAAAGGAAAAAUUCAGAGUGGAACAUAUGGUCCGAUGGUGGAAAUCUAGACUAAAAGGGUUGUUAAGUGUGUUUAGAUGUAAGGAAAUUGUACCUUACAUAAUUUAG